This is a messenger RNA of Theobroma umbraticum, 2329 nucleotides long. Its product is annotated as RING-H2 finger protein ATL11-like. NCBI's taxonomy places the organism in Eukaryota, Viridiplantae, Streptophyta, Magnoliopsida, Malvales, Malvaceae. The record is from RefSeq and is a predicted model, not a curated record.
GAAAAUUCUUGAUACGAUCGCAUACACGUCGCAGUUGGUAGGAAUAGACAAAACGGAAUCAGCAAAUUUUCCUCGUCUUAACCAAACACAGCUUUCCUAGUGCUUACGUGUCAACAUUUUCCACAGGCCCUCUUCAUCUACGCAGGAAUUUUGUUCCUCUCGUGGGCCACCCUUUCCGAUCUCAAUGUCAAAGCCCAAAACCACCCAUCGAACAACAGAUCUCUUUUUGUCUUGUCUAAAGGCCCACGAAAUCCUAAUUUCGAACACCACGCGCAAUUUGCGCGUGGUAACAAGUUUUAUUGUCCCUUUUAUAUCUACCUGUUUCAUGAGAUACCGUACUUUUCUUUCCUUUUCCCCCCUUUUCUGUAUUAGCGCGAAGCAUUUUUUUUUUCUUUUCAAUUCGGCCUUUUUAUUUUUAGCUUUAUACUUUGCGUUGCUUUUGAGCAACAAGAAAAUCAUUAAAACAAAGCUAAAUCACAAUACUGUUUCGUAAGCUCAUGAGCGGCAUCAUCAGGAGCAGCAGCAGCAACAAAAACAACCCUCCACCCACUGCUGUCUUCUUCACCAUCUGAUGAAUCGAGGAGAUCGUAGCCGUUCAUUCCUUCGACUUUGCAGGCAGAACCAUGGACCCCCAUGCAUGGCAAGGGCAAACUCAAUCCUCUUCUUUCUCUGUUUCUUCUCGUUGUCAACGCAAAGCCAAACGAUCCCUGCUCCACCGCCACCGUCGAAUUCCUACGACCCUAGCGGACCCAAAUUCAACCCAUCAAUGGCGAUAGUGAUGGUGAUUUUAGUGACGGCGUUUUUCUUCAUAGGAUUUUUUUCUGUUUACAUCAGGCAGUGCGCCGAAAGAAGGAUGCGUGGCGGGAACUGGGAUGCCUCUGUAAAUUUCGGGAGGCGCUCGAGGAGGUUGACGCGUGGGCUCGACGCGUCGGUGAUCGAGUCUUUCCCGACGUUUCUUUACUCGAUGGUCAAAGGACUCAAGAUCGGAAAUGACACGCUCGAGUGCGCCGUUUGCUUGAACGAGUUUGAAGACGACGAAACUCUGCGUUUGAUUCCUAAAUGCAGCCACGUGUUUCAUCCCGAUUGUAUCGACGCUUGGCUCUUGUCACAUUCCACGUGUCCCGUUUGCCGCGCCAAUUUGGCUCCAAAACCCGGUGAGGACAUCAGCUGCCCCACGGUCCAAGCAUACGGUUCGGAAUUAGAGCUCGAAAACCGACCCGACAACAAUAAUGCCAGAGAUGAAAUGAGUCGGACCGAGGCUGUUAAUCAGAGAAGGGAUGUAGAAUCUCCCGAUGUGAAUUUAGUAAAUUCAAACACGCCGAUAAUUCAGAACAGGCCGCCAAGGUCACGGUCGACGGGAUGGAUGUUGACCCGGUUGUUUCCGCGGUCUCACUCGACGGGUCACUUGCUGGUUCAGCCGGGUGAGAAUUGUGAGCGGUUUACGCUAAGGUUACCGGAGGAUGUACGGAGCCAGUUGAUGAACUCGAAUUUUAGCCGUUCUAAUAGUUGCGUGGCGUUCCCCAGAGCGAGGAGUUCGAGAAGGGGUUAUAGGAGUAGGAGUUUAGGGAGGAAUUACGAGAGGUUCGAUCGGCCGGAUCGGUGGGGUCUCACUAUCACUCCUCCGUUUUUUUCUAGAACAGGAUCGCUUAGGUCACCAAAACCGGUGGCCGGUACUGGUGGGGAUGGUGAUGAGGCAUUGGCUAAUCCGGUGAAGGGUUUGUUUAAAUCCAUUAAAUCGCCGUUUGAUCGUCUGUUUAUUGGUGGGGAGGCGAACUUGGGUGAACAAUCAUCGGACAGGCUCCGGCCUGAGAGUCAAGUUUAGUAGUUUUUUGGGUUUUGAGGUUUGACCGACUCAAUUUAUGUGUACAUAAGUGGUUUUUUCCUUCUUAUUUUUUUCCCCAUUUUCAUUUUUAAUUUUUUCUUACCUAUUUAAAUUACAAUUUCUUUUGAUUUAAUCUUGGGCGUUAUAGAUUGGAUAUGCUUUAUUAUAGGAAAAAUGCCAGAUACUUCAUACCCACACUUAGCCGGCUAAUGAGCAAAGUGAUGUUGUACCGAUAUAUAUGUUGAACACUAGCAGCACCAUUCAAAAAAGACAGCUUGUCGGCUAUAAAGGCCAGAAGGGUUUAAGGUAUUUGGAUAAUUGAUUUAUUUUUUCUUUUUUUGGAAACAUGUUUGAUUCCACUUAGGUCAAAAGUUUGUACAAGUGAGUGUUGAGAGGGAAUUAGGGACGAAUUCACUUUCUACUUUCUGCUGAUAAGUGGGGUGCACAAGGAUGUAUCAUUAAUCUCUGCUUUUAUUAUUAUUUAAGAUUAAAUGUCUACUUGAUUAA